AGUACUCUCUUGCCAUGCAAAACAAAAACUACGACGCGCACGCUUGACAUUUUAUUGUUUUGAUUCUGUUUGGUUACAAUUUGUAGUUUUGUGUUGAACAUAAAAACUAAAAUGGAUAUCGAUGAGUUCGAUGACGAACUAAGUUCGAUGACGGAAGACGAUCUAAAGUUUCUGGAGGCCGAAGAGUUAAAAAGCAGUGAAAAUUCACCGGAUGUUUCCAUGCGAGCACAAUCAAUCACAGAGAAUGCAGAAACAAUAGAAACUAUCGAUGAUGCUGAUCUCACACAUUUUUUUGAAGAGGAUGGCGAGCCUGAUUUGGAAGAUUUGGAAUGCUUGAAGUCGAAAUUUCGUCACCAGUGCUUCCGAGCAAAACAAUGGGAUAUCAUUAAAAGUCUGAGAGAAGGACGGGAUGUGUGUGCGGUCAUGGCCACGGGCUACGGAAAGUCUCUCUGUUAUCAAUUUACUGCAGUCCGUUCCAAGAAAAUAACUCUGGUGGUGUGUCCCCUAAUUGCAUUAAUGCAAGCUCAAGUCCACGAUCUGACGAAAUUAGGCAUUUCUGCGUGUUUGGUUGGCAGUGCUCAGAAAGACCCAAAAAUUUUGGAUAAGAUUAAGAUGGGCAGCUUUGCUAUUAUUUAUAGCAGCCCGGAAUACUUACAAACCUGGAACGGAGAUAAACUAUUGUCAAUCAUAAAGAGCAAACUGGCACUGGUGGCUAUUGAUGAAGCUCACUGUGUGAGUCAAUGGGGCCACGAUUUCCGGCCAGAUUUUCGUAAACUAAAUGUCCUCAGACAGAAAUUGCCAAACACGCCAAUUUUAGCAGUAACAGCAACGGCAACCGAAAACGUCCGAUACGACAUAAUUACGCUUCUGGGCCUCAACGAACCUAGAGUGAUAAUGACGAGUUUCGAUCGCACGAAUUUAGAAAUGAUUGUCAAGCGUAAAACAACGGUCAUGGGUGAUCUAUUGCCGCUGAUAAAAGAUGUCAAUGGCAGCGUAAUUGUCUACGUUCUCAAACGUAAAGAAGCGGAACAGAUCGCAAAAAAAUUGAAAGACAACGCCAUAAUCUGUGACCACUAUCACGCUGGAUUGAGCAUACCUCAACGCAGCGAAGUUCUGGACAAAUUUUUGAACGACGAAUUGAAGGUCAUUGUGGCAACGAUCUCAUUUGGAAUGGGUAUAGAUAAGAAGGACAUUCGAAAUGUCAUCCACUAUGGUUCGUCGAAAAAUCUAGAAUCCUACUAUCAAGAGGUAGGACGAGCUGGCCGUGACGGGAAACCCGCGAAAGUCAUAACCUUUUUCUCACCCGAUGAUUUUGAGCUGCACGAUUGGUUUUUGGAGGUCGAAUCGACAAAGCGAGAAUUGUCGGCGGUGAUCAUGAAUUAUCUGAGAAGUCUUGGGGCAAAAAUGCGCGAUUUUUUGUAUUCGACCCAAUGCCGCAGAAAAACUAUUCUCCAAUAUUUUGGCGAAAACACAUUACCAACACCGCGACCCAAUUGUUGUGACAACUGUACAAUCGGCCUUGGUUCAUGGAGAUUGACUGACUUGUACGAAGAUAUCGACGACAACGGUAUCUACGACUUUUCCAUCGAAUCAAAGAUAUUACUGGAGGCGAUUAAGUGUUUAACGCUGAACGGCGUCAGCACCGAAAAAAGUUUGCUCAAAAAAUUUCUAAUCGCAAAAUACGAUCAAAGACUGCAGCAAGUACAACGGGAUCGUCGUUAUGGGUCGGGUCGGAGUCAUUCCGACCAGUAUUGGCUAGCACUGAUCGAACAAUUGUCACAAAAUGAGUACAUCGAUAUCGCACCGGACGGGAAGACUGUAACGUUGACAUCGACAGCAGAAAAUUGGUUGCAAAAUGCAGUUGGCCUACGGUUAAAGGCCAUCGGUCAGAUGUUCGAAUAUUUCGACCGCAAAGCUUCGACACCGCUCGUUGUUGGGUCAAACAGAACAAAUCGAUACAAUGUUACCAGAGCUUCGACCGAUUUGCUGCGGAAGGAUUACGUGCUGAGCGACGAGCUACUGAAACAAGUUUUAAGCGAAGUUCGUGACGCUAUUUUCAACCUCUCUAAAAAUGUUCCGGACAAAAAUGCCAUUGCAUCGAUGACAGACCUAGAUAAAAUGGUCAAGGCGAAGCCAAGAAAUUUGGAUGAAUUCAGAUACGCGUUGAAGGGUUCGUUCAGCGAAAAGAAAGUAAAUAAGUUUGGUCCAACGUUCGUUAAUGUUGUAUCCAGAUUUACGAGCGCCCAAUUGGAAAUGCAGAAUAUUUUGCUAAAUCAUCCGAUGCCCGAUGUAAACAUGGACCAUGUCGUGUCCCCACAAAUUCUCCACCUUUUGAAGGAGCGAAAAACCAAGGAGGAAAUGGUUCGGUUGACAAACUUGACAGAACGACAACUGUUCGACGACAUUGUAACACUCAUUCAAACUGGUCAACCUAUUCUACAAACCGAUAUUGCCUACAUGUCACACAUUGACUUCAAGGUUUUCAGUCGACUAAUACCAAAUACAACAAUCGAUAUCACAACCGUCGAACAAAUUGAUGAAAUGACAACGAAAUAUUUCCAAUCAACAAGUGAGCAUGCUGACUCUGGUUUCGUUAGACUCGGCCUAACGUACUAUGCAGUUCGUUUCCAUUUAAAUCGAUUGUGUGUGCCAUAUGUUGAUUGUGAGCAAAAUGUGUUGGUCAACGCGGAAAAGUUGAUCGCCGAGGAGAGAUUGGAGACGUUGAAUACCACCUUCAGCACUGAUCGUCAUUACGCACCAUAUUAUAGAAGCAAUCACUACAAUGGUCACAGCUUUUUUGAACUCCUAUUUGGCGAUUAUCUGGGUGGUCACAUUUCCUACGAUGCGUAUGAGUACGACGAAAAUUCGUACGGAUACGAUGGAUAUGAACAUCAUGAUAGCGAUAAUACUAAUGACAGCGAUAGAGACGAAGCUGAAAGUGAGGAAGAGCGCGACGAAGUGAGCGAAGAAGAGCGCAACGAAGCUAGUGACGAAGAGCGCAACGAAACCAGCGAAGAAGAGAGCGACCAAGAAACGUUCGUAGUAAGUGAUUCUGAAAGUGUGACCGAUGAUGAAGACGAAAGCGGAGAGAGUUCUUCUGAUUUUAGUGACACCGAUGAUGAUAGCGAUAGUGAUGACGACAGUGAUAGUGAUUUCGAUUAUGAAAGCGAAAGACGCAAUUACGGUCGAAAGAGAAGAAGAAUUAGUUGAAGAGGCUGUGUUCACAAGGAGUUUGAAUCUUUGUUCAGAAAUGUGGUUGGCUAUAAUCACUCUGUAUAAUACAAAAUGAAAAUUAAAAUAUUUUUUGUUACUUGAAA
Bradysia coprophila is the source of this 3317-nucleotide messenger RNA. RefSeq names its product ATP-dependent helicase wrn-1-like. Gene Ontology annotation, molecular function: ATP binding; nucleic acid binding; four-way junction helicase activity. Gene Ontology annotation, cellular component: cytoplasm; nucleus; chromosome. The record is from RefSeq and is a predicted model, not a curated record. NCBI's taxonomy places the organism in Eukaryota, Metazoa, Arthropoda, Insecta, Diptera, Sciaridae. Gene Ontology annotation, biological process: double-strand break repair via homologous recombination.